ACAGUAAUUCUUCUUUGGUGGCUUGUCGUGAUGAUAUUUUAAUGCACCGAUCGAUCAAUCCCAAUGAAUUACAUCUGUAUCAAUAAAAUAGUUUGCAUUAAUUUAUUCACUAACCGAUGGGAGGGGAAUGGGAGUGGUACGCGACACAAUCCCGAGUGGGACGCGACACUCGAAGAAUUUGUAGCAAUAAUCAAAAGAAUUCAAAUUGAAUUAAUAUCUAAACAUGUACCGAAGAACAAAUAUAGUAUUAUAAAUAAGAUAAAACUGCUCGCAACUGACCAACUAGCAAGCAGUUGGAUGGUGAAACUUAAUAAAUCAUUAAAAGGAGUCGAAGAAAAUUACGGUCCGGCCAUGCAAACAGUCAAAGAAGACGGUGAACGAUGAAUACGAUGGACCCGCCCCGGCCAGAGACGAAACAAAAAAUUUAAAAGAUUUUUUCAAGACAUAUAAUUCAGCGAUGACAUCAAUAGAACCCGACAAUAU
This is a messenger RNA of Metopolophium dirhodum (rose-grain aphid), 483 nucleotides long. RefSeq lists its product as uncharacterized. The record is from RefSeq and is a predicted model, not a curated record. Bases 64 to 384 code for a protein of 106 amino acids. The transcript has 5 exons. Lineage: Eukaryota; Metazoa; Arthropoda; Insecta; Hemiptera; Aphididae.